This is a messenger RNA of Coffea eugenioides, 1364 nucleotides long. RefSeq lists its product as uncharacterized. The record is from RefSeq and is a predicted model, not a curated record. NCBI's taxonomy places the organism in Eukaryota, Viridiplantae, Streptophyta, Magnoliopsida, Gentianales, Rubiaceae. The transcript is spliced from 2 exons. Gene Ontology annotation, biological process: protein dephosphorylation. The coding region runs from base 304 to 1080 and encodes 258 amino acids. Gene Ontology annotation, molecular function: protein tyrosine/serine/threonine phosphatase activity.
UUUUGUUUUCUGGUUGCAGAUCAGCAGCACUUGUUCAGCAGACCAAGAUCAUCUGCCUACGAGAUUCUUUACUCUCGUUUUACUUGUCCUUUUCUAACACUCAUCCUUCCUGAACUUUAUUCUCCAAUUCUUGUCCUCGUUCUUGUUUUUGUUCUUUCUGUUCGAGUAUACAUUCGAUCUUUUACACGUACCGAAUUUUACAAAGUUCAUGUAGGUCAUUAAAUAAAAAAAAUUCCCUUGGCUAAAAUCCUCGAAAGUCUUGAUCUUUAACCAUAUUAUUGUGAUUUAAUUCAAGAAAAUCCAAUGGGUGUGGGUAUAUCUUUCCUUAUUGGACUAAAGGCAGCAACUUUAUUCUCUCUCUUUACAUUUAUGAACAAUCUUGGAUUCAAAUGGUUUGCUAUACCCUUUUUAUAUGCAUCUUUAAUAUCUUUCUUGGUUUCAAUUGCUUCUCAUCCGUCUAUCAAUCUCCCAAUGCUUUUAGGGAAAGGCUCAGAUGGGGUUUUUCCCAUUUGGUCAUUGAUUAUUUUCAGCCCGUAUUUGUACUUCGUUAGAGCCUUCUCAGCAUUGAGGAGGCUGAGAAGUGGUGAAGCGCCUUAUAGUGAGAUUUGUGAAGGUGUAUAUGUUGGAGGGUGGCCUUUUUCACCUGAUAAAUUGCCCCCUGGUAACCCUGCUGUUAUUGAUUGUACCUGUGAGUUGCCAAGAAAGACUGAGCUUUCAGGACAUGCUUAUUUGUGCAUUCCAACUUGGGACACAAGGUCACCUCAGCCUGCGGAGAUUGAGUCUGCUGUGAAGUGGGCUUGCAGAAAGAGGGCUCAGAAUUCACCAAUAUUCAUCCAUUGUGCAUAUGGUCAUGGAAGAAGUGUGGCAGUUACGUGUGCAUUAUUGGUAGCUCUUGGCGUUGCAGAGGAUUGGAAAAAUGCUGAGAAGUUAAUUAAAGAAAGACGACCUUAUAUCCGAAUGAAUGCUCUACAUCGCAAAGCGUUGGAAGAAUGGUCUAAGUUUCGGCUGUCUUCACCUAAGAGAAAUGAUGAAAUUGGUUUGGGAUCUGUGAUUCUGUCCAGUCCUUCAGAACGCUCUUGAAUUGGAUGUCAAGACCAAGAAAGUACACUUAUUUUCUGGAUUAUAGAUGGCACGUAACAGAAUACUUGUUUGAAACGCUAUUGACAGUAAUCCUCUCCUUUCUAGGUUAAAUCUUGUUAUCCUUAAAUUAUGAGAUAAAGUCUGAUGCUAAUGUUUGAUCAUUUGUGUCCUACGCUUGAGAUAACUAGUUUGUGAGCCUUAAAAGGAAACAAAUGCUGAUCAUAUUUGUACUGGUGCAACUCCUUUCUUGAACAAAGGACAGUGCAUUGGCUUCUUUAUUUUCA